AUGUCGGGCGACGUCGCUAGCGCUUCACGUCAUCCGGAAAUCCUUUGGGCACAGCGAUCCAACUGCGUCUAUCUGACAAUUGCUCUUUCUGAUGUUAAGGAUGAGGCGAUCGAUAUUAAACCCGGAUCUUUCCACUUUAAGGGGAGGGUAGACGCUCCAACGCCCACGAAUUACGAGCUCACGUUUGACUUUUACUCUGAAGUUGAUCCUAGUAAGGCGGUUAGGCAAAUUGGUGACCGCGUUAUAACAUAUUGCGUUGAGAAGAAGGAGUCUAGCGUGUGGCCUCGGCUCCUUAAGGACUCAUCAAAGCAACCUUGGUUAAAAACGGAUUUUAGCAGAUGGAAGGACUUGGACGAAUCGGAUUCGGAUGGUGAGGGUGGAUUUGGUGGUUUUGGUGGAUCCGGUGGAAACUUCCAAGAUAUGCUCUCAAUGAUGGGUAACAAGGAUUUGGGGGACGAGGAUGAUGAGGAGGAUUCGGAUGAUGAUGGUAGAAAUUCCUCAUUUGGACUAACCCACACUUUAGAACUUCCGGAUCUCGAAGACCCCGCGAAGUCGAAGGCCGAGGAGGUGAAUUCGUAA
Molecule: messenger RNA, 579 nt
Organism: Hydatigera taeniaeformis
Lineage: Eukaryota; Metazoa; Platyhelminthes; Cestoda; Cyclophyllidea; Taeniidae
Source: the annotation of a GenBank genome assembly